Messenger RNA from Ceutorhynchus assimilis (cabbage seed weevil), 3570 nucleotides. The record is from the annotation of a GenBank genome assembly. NCBI's taxonomy places the organism in Eukaryota, Metazoa, Arthropoda, Insecta, Coleoptera, Curculionidae.
CAGAAACAACGCAUUUCCGGACACAUGUUUAUGGGAACUUUUUUCUUAGAAUAUCUUUUCCAUAUGCUGCGAACUUAAGUGGGCACACUGUAGAUGCGCUAAAACCUGUAAUUAAAUUACUGUCUUGUCACCUGAACAUUGACACAAUAUAAUGCACAAAUACCCAAAAAAAAUAUAUCAAAAUUGAAUAGUAUCGCAAUGGCCUCCCAUCUCCUGGAGAAAGUAGGGCAAUGGUUCGGAGAUGAUAAACCGCUCCAAGAAUUAGGCGAUCCGAUCGAUUUCGAUUCCGGGCCAUUUUUAGAUUAUGCCAUUUCUUGGGUUUAUAUAUUCAAGAAGCUCUUGAUACCUAGAGACUACAGAAUGACUGCAGUGGGAAAAGUACGGUGUACUGCUGUUUGCGAAAACAUAAAACCAAGGCAUCAAAAUAAACCACGAUGCAAAAUCUAAUUUUAGUUAUUAUUUGGCAACAUUUUAAACAAAAAAUUGUAUAUUUAUAAUAUGUAACAACACUUAUUUAAACAUUAUCAAAGAAGGGUUUUAUUUACUUAAAUAUUCGCCAUUAAAAAAAUAUUAUUAAAGUUUUGGCAUCUUUUUUUAAAUUGCCUAGAAAGUCAUUUCAACAUUCUUCACUACAUUAGUAAAAUCAACUUUAGAUGGAACCAAAUAAAAAGCCGGUGCCACUUGAAUGCCACAAGGACACUGACAUCCCAUUACCCAGCUAAAUGAGCCAACUUUGUGGUUGCACUUAGGACAGUGCAACUUUCCUUGAGUGGUUUGCGCCACAUUCAUCCAAGUAAUGGGUUCCACAAAGAAUGUAUUAACACAUUUAAUUUGUUUGUCUUUUUCUUGAUGCAAAAUCAAGUGGCUUUCUGAGGCAAUUAUUCUACGGCACUUUUUGCAUCUGUAUACGUUGGGCUCAGGUUGUGACUGGACAAGCCCUGGAUCUGGCUGAAUAAGAUUCAGAAAAUUUUGCGGUAAUAUUUUGGCUUUUGCUACUUUAUCAGCUGCCACGCUGAGGCGAAACAUUUUGUAUUUCGUGUAGGAGGGAUCGAUUUUGUAGCCCAUUUCUUUGUAUAACCUUAGCUGGGUUACAAAGCCUUUGUUUGGAAAUACGAGACUUCUUUUGCUUUUGAGUUUGUUGUAAGCUUCAGUGUAUGAUAGUUGGUUUUUUUUCAUCAUGUAUGCUAGGACUACAGUGGCACUUCUCGAAAUACCAAAAUAACAGUGAACAAGUAUUGCUUUAUUGUUGUGCAAUGCUACAAAAAUGAUUCAUUUACUUAUUGGAUAUUUAUGACUGAGCUUAGUUAUUUACCUUCUUGUAUGAAGGCGUUGGUAUCAUCAAAAUGACUAAUUAAAUCUUCUUUUGGGAAAUCAGCAAGUUGUAUAAAUUUUAUUUUGAUGUGAUUCAACUCUGAUAUGUUUCUGGGCAAUGGGCAAGUAUCGAUUGUCAAUAUGUAAGUGAUACCUAAUUUAUUUAAAGUGUCGAUAUCUGUUGCUGCUGCUACACCUCCUAGAUAAAGGUUUGUCUCUAUUCUAUCGUAACUUAUGGGUCCAAGACUAAAAUCUUCUCUAUGUAGGAUGGACGACAUGGUUUUUAUUUAUGUUUUAACGUUGAAAAUGUACAAGAAACUACACAAAAUAUCGAUUUACUACCAUUGGAUUAUGCGGGAAAAGUUAGAAACUUACAAUUUCAAUAGGAAAAAAAUGGCAUUAUUUAAGCACUACCCUAAAGUAAAUCUGCUAAACCAAAUAAACAACUCAAAAGCCAAAUUUUACAAACAUUUUAAUACCGAAACCAAAGUUAUUUUGGGCAUAGAAACCUCCUGCGAUGACACUGGUUGCGGUAUAGUGGACACCCAAGGCAACUUAUUGGGAGAAUCUUUGCAUUCGCAACAUCAAAUACAUUUAAACAAUGGGGGUAUUAUUCCUCCACUUGCAGCAGAUUUACAUAGAGAAAAUGUAGACCGAGUAGUGCAGGGGGCUCUUAAAAAGGCCCGCCUCAAUGUUGAAGACAUAGAUGCAAUUGCUACUACUGUAAAACCAGGUUUACCAAUGUCACUUAAAAUUGGUACAAAAUAUGGAAAGUACCUUUGCCAAAAAUACAACAAACCAUUUAUCCCUAUUCACCACAUGGAAGCUCACGCGUUGACUGCAAGAAUGAUAGACAAAUCCAUUCAAUUUCCAUUUUUGGUUUUACUUAUAAGCGGAGGUCAUUGCUUGUUGGCUGUAGCUCAAAAUGUUGAUAAAUUCUUAUUAUUAGGCGACAGUAUCGAUGAUGCACCAGGAGAAGCUUUUGAUAAACUUGCACGUAGAAUGAAACUGAAAAACUUACCAGAAUAUGCUACACUUUCUGGUGGGCAAGCUAUUGAAUUAGCUGCAUCUAAGGCAACCAAUCCUUUGCAGUUUGAGUUUAAACCUCCAAUGAGCGCCUAUAAGGAUUGCACAUUUAGUUUUGCUGGUAUUAAAAAUAUUUGUACAAGGUAUAUUAUAAAAGAGGAAAUAUUUAAAGAUUUAGCCCCAGAUGAAGUUAUUCCAGAUGUUAAUAAUUUAUGUGCAGGAUUUCUCUUAGUUAUCACUAGGCAUUUAUGCCACAGACUGCAACGAGCCAUCGAAUAUGCUGCCAGAAAACAACUUAUACCUACAGAUAAGCAAACUUUGGUAGUUUCUGGAGGAGUAGGUUGUAACAAUUUCAUAGCUGAAGGACUUGAAAUUGUUUGUAGUGAAUUGGGGUAUAGACUAGUUAGGCCACCUCCAAAAUUAUGCACAGAUAAUGGAAUUAUGAUUGCUUGGAAUGGAGUUGAAAGAUGGAACGCAAACCUAGGGAUUUAUAAAGACUUUGAUAACAUUGACAUACAAAAAUCAUGCCCUCUAGGUACAAGACUUGUAGAAGAGGUAGCCAAAGAAAAUAUUAGCUGUAAAUGGGUUAAGCUAUCUCAACUGAAUAAACCUCAGAGUGAGUGGUAUAGCUUGAAAUCAAGUAUUUCUUAAACUUAUUUUGUAUAAAAAGAAAAUAAAAUUUUUCCUAAACUAAAACUGGUCCUUUCUCUGUCAUAGAUUUCUUCAUAUCACCAUAAACAUCUUCACCUUCAUUCUUAUUUUCUAGUUCACUCAUCACAUCGAGCAAAGUCCUCAAUCUGUGUUUGACUUUUUUGAUAUCCUCUUCACUCUCCCUUGCAGACAUUGCAAUUAUAUCUGAGAAAUAUAACAUAUUUGUGGGCCUAGUAUUUUCAUCAUAUUUGGCCAUAAACUCUUCAAAAUUCUUAAGCUGCUUUUUAACUUCCACAUAUUUUUUAUCAGCAUCAGUUGUGUCCAUUUUAUUCACCAACAAUAUUGAAGGCUUUUUUAAUAAGUCCUCAUUGUAUAAUUCUAGUUCCUUGGUGAGUAGCAUAAUAGUUUCUAAGCAACUUCUAUGAGGAUACUCGUGACUCAAUUGAAAACCAUUAAUAUCAACAAUCAUUAGUAGUAGUUUAGUUCUUUCUAUGUGCUUUAAAAAUUCAUGCCCCAUUCCUCUAUUAGCGUAAGCACCUUCAAUUAAGCCUGGCAAAUCUGCUACAGAUAUUUGUCUUAAAU